AUGCUGCACACCAGAACAACAGUAACCAUCGUUCUUGCGCUUCUCCAACUGCUUGAUCUACCUCGUUACGUUGAAGCACAAUACUCGGACUUCGGUGCGACAACCAAAUACUGCUAUAGUUGCAUGUCAGAAGAUUUCUUACUGCAUUGGCCGUAUCUCGAUGAGGUUUACUAUCGACCCAUCAAUUUCACGGACCACUGCUUCAAAAUACCGGCGAGGGCAAACAUUGGUAUGAUGCCGUGCAGUCAUUCAAUGUGCGUCACCGUUAUUGAACCGAGAAUACUGGCGGGACAACAUAUUGGCAACAAUAUCAUUCGGGGAUGCUUUUCGGGAGUUUUCAAGCAUGGCGCGACACCAAGGACUGCAACUCAAAAUGUUUUAGAUACCUCUUGUAUGCGAAUGCCCGCUCACAAGCUGUUGCCGCCGAGGUUAGCGGGACGAAGCAGCAAUAGAACGGUGGAGCUGUGCUGGUGUGUUGGACAAUUGUGUAAUGAUUAUCCAUCUGUGGCAAUCAAUCGGAGGUAA
Molecule: messenger RNA, 525 nt
Organism: Caenorhabditis bovis
Lineage: Eukaryota; Metazoa; Nematoda; Chromadorea; Rhabditida; Rhabditidae
Source: the annotation of a GenBank genome assembly